This is a messenger RNA of Cotesia congregata, 342 nucleotides long. Lineage: Eukaryota; Metazoa; Arthropoda; Insecta; Hymenoptera; Braconidae. The record is from the annotation of a GenBank genome assembly.
AUGUUAAUGACAGCUUUUGUAAUUGAUUUAAAUGUUAUGUAUCGUCUUGGUAAUUCUGUUAGUAGCUAUUCGAAGAAUUUAAUAUAUAAAAGUAUAAUUGCUCCUUAUAUUGAUUAUUGUAGUAGUAUUAUGAUAAAUUACUCUGCGAGAGAUCUGGACAAGCUUCAAAACAUUCAAAAUAGAGCUAUGAGACUAGUUUUAGGAGUUAAUAGAAUUUUAAUGGAAUUAGUGCCCUAUUUAUGUAAGUCGGUCACCUGUCAACCAUUGCCUAGUAACCAUCGGCCGAUUGCAUUACUGGGGAGAUCUAUGAGCCGCUUAUCGAACAGUGAUCCAGUAUACUGA